AAUUUGGAAUAAAUAGGGCUACACUCUCCUGCCACCCAGCACAGGUACCAUACGGUACGAGCAGCGCAGUCCAAGGGCGAGCGACGUCUACUAGAGAGGGAAGCAGGGGUUCUGCUGGAAGUUGGAGGAGGAUCUCAACCGCGGCCACCAUGGAGCUAACGGAUACCUCUCUCUGCUCCUUCUCCUCCGCCGACGACUUCUACGACGACUCUUGCUUUUCCACUUCAGACAUCCACUUCUUCGAGGACCUGGACCCCAGGCUGGUGCACGUUGGGUUGCUCAAAGCCGACCAGGUGGCGACCGAAGACGAGCACAUCCGAGCGCCCAGUGGCCACCACCAGGCCGGCCGCUGCCUGCUGUGGGCUUGCAAGGCGUGCAAGAGGAAAACGACCAACGCCGACCGACGGAAAGCGGCCACCAUGCGAGAGAGGCGGCGCCUGAGCAAAGUGAACGAGGCGUUCGAGACGCUCAAGAGGUGCACGUCCACCAACCCGAACCAGAGGCUGCCCAAGGUGGAGAUCCUCAGGAACGCCAUCAGGUACAUCGAGAGCUUGCAGGCUCUCCUGAGAGAGCAGGACGACAACUACCUGGCGGUCAUGGAUCAUUACAGUGUCGACUCGGAUGCCUCCAGCCCACGGUCCACUUGCUCGGAUGGGAUGUUGGAUUGCAGCGGGCCCGCCUGCGGUAGGAGACGCGCCGCCUACGACAACACUUACUUCUCGGAUACGACAAACGAUGUGAAAACUGGCAAGAGUUCCGUGAUCUCGAGCCUGGAUUGCCUUUCUAACAUCGUCGAACGGAUCUCCACCGACCGGCCGACUUGUCCGGUGAUGAUGGUGCCAGACGCGACCAUGGUUAGUCCUUCGUCUCCCCGGGAAGGCGCCACUUUGAGCGAUCCUUUGGCCAUUAUCCCAUCGCCGAACAACUGCACCGUCACCGAGCUACCGCCCGACAACCCAAUCUACCAGGUUUUAUAACCGGCGAACCCAACUACCGAGGGUGCACUGGUGAAACGAUUGAACCCAAAACUGACCGCAGGAGACAGUGCCGGUCUCUGAAAUCGGUUCCUAACGAAUGGAGGAACCUACCAAUAAACAGACCAUUGCCGAGAUCGCCAACUCUUAACUACAUGGAAUUCAAUACAAACAAUCACCACGUCCAAGACCUGUCUAAAUUAGACAUUUUUAUUUUCCUCUUUAAAUGCAUCCCAAGUUAAAAAAAAAAAGUAACAGACACCUAAUGUGGACCACUUCUUUUGUACAACUCUGUGUAUAAUUGUAUAUAAGAGUCGCUUUUUUU
Leucoraja erinaceus (little skate) is the source of this 1299-nucleotide messenger RNA. RefSeq names its product myogenic differentiation 1 (gene myod1). Gene Ontology annotation, molecular function: protein dimerization activity; RNA polymerase II cis-regulatory region sequence-specific DNA binding; DNA-binding transcription factor activity, RNA polymerase II-specific. Gene Ontology annotation, biological process: muscle organ development; regulation of transcription by RNA polymerase II; positive regulation of myoblast differentiation. The coding region runs from base 150 to 977 and encodes 275 amino acids. The record is from RefSeq and is a predicted model, not a curated record. The transcript is spliced from 3 exons. NCBI's taxonomy places the organism in Eukaryota, Metazoa, Chordata, Chondrichthyes, Rajiformes, Rajidae.